ACAUUGCAACCUUUUAAAUGAACGAGGUACAGCGAGAACAGUGCACAUACAGCGAGAAUAGUGCAGAAAAUCAUUUCCUAAAAGCAGCAACUUCAACUAAACGCAACUCACUCUCCACGGGAAGAGAAAUAAACGUUAUUUUCUCAUAACAACGUGAAUUAUCAUCGUCGUUUGUCCUUAAACUCGAAUAGAGUAAUCCUUGAUCUACACGAUGGGCAGGGAGGACAGAGCAACCUGGAAAAGCAACUACUUUCUUAAGUUAGUUCAACUUUUGGAUGAGUACCCCAAGUGCUUCAUUGUUGGAGUGGACAAUGUCGGUUCUAAACAAAUGCAACAGAUCCGUUUGUCUUUGCGAAAGCAUGCCAUCUUGCUUAUGGGGAAGAACACCAUGAUAAGAAAGGCCAUAAGAGGUCACAUGGAAAAUAAUCCAGCAUUGGAAAAGAUCAUUCCUCACAUCCGUGGAAAUGUUGGUUUUGUUUUUACCAAAGAAGACUUGGUUGAAGUUAGAGAUAAGAUCAUGGAUAAUAAAGUGAAAGCUCCUGCCAGAGCUGGAGCUCUUGCUCCUUGUGAUGUAAUCUUACAACCACAGAAUACUGGUUUGGGUCCCGAGAAGACUUCUUUCUUCCAAGCUUUGCAAAUUCCAACUAAAAUUUCAAAGGGAACAAUUGAAAUCUUGAAUGAAAUUCAUUUAAUUAAGAAAGAUGAUAAAGUCGGAGCUUCUGAAGCAACUUUGCUUAACAUGUUAAACGUUUCUCCCUUCACUUAUGGAUUAAAAAUACGUCAAGUAUAUGAUUCCGGCACUGUAUUUUCUCCAGAAAUUUUGGACAUAACCAGUGAAGAUCUUAGAGCUAAAUUCAUGGAGGGUGUUAUGAAUGUUGCUUCAGUGUCAUUGGAGAUAGGAUAUCCAACAUUAGCAUCUGCUCCUCAUUCUAUUGUGAAUGGCUUGAAGAAUCUUAUUGCAAUUGCUGUUGAAACUGAUAUUACAUUUGAAGCUGCAGAAAUGUCUAAAGAAUUUUUGAAAGACCCAUCUAAGUUUGCAUCUGCUGUGGCUGCCACAUCUGCAGCUGCUCCAGCAGGUGGUGAUUCUAAACCUAAAGAGGAGGCUAAGAAAGAAGAAUCAGAGUCAGAAGAUGACGACAUGGGAUUUGGACUCUUUGACUAAUUUUUUUAAUGAAACUGGAAGAAAAAUAAAAAGCCUUUUGAUACUGUC
Parasteatoda tepidariorum (common house spider) is the source of this 1210-nucleotide messenger RNA. RefSeq names its product ribosomal protein LP0 (gene RpLP0). Gene Ontology annotation, biological process: ribosome biogenesis; cytoplasmic translation; ribosomal large subunit assembly. NCBI's taxonomy places the organism in Eukaryota, Metazoa, Arthropoda, Arachnida, Araneae, Theridiidae. The record is from RefSeq and is a predicted model, not a curated record. Gene Ontology annotation, cellular component: cytosolic large ribosomal subunit. Gene Ontology annotation, molecular function: large ribosomal subunit rRNA binding; structural constituent of ribosome.